This is a messenger RNA of Thunnus maccoyii (southern bluefin tuna), 1315 nucleotides long. RefSeq names its product sorting nexin 15 (gene snx15). Gene Ontology annotation, molecular function: phosphatidylinositol binding. The record is from RefSeq and is a predicted model, not a curated record. NCBI's taxonomy places the organism in Eukaryota, Metazoa, Chordata, Actinopteri, Scombriformes, Scombridae. The coding region runs from base 120 to 1286 and encodes 388 amino acids. The transcript is spliced from 7 exons.
CGCACAUGUGACCGACCAGGAAGUGAGUGGAGAGGAGGAGAAUCACAACAACAGAGCAGAACUACUACAGCUUUGACAGCUCGCCGCCGAAACACGCUUUUUUUCCCGUUGAUACCGACAUGUCACGAAAAGCCAAAGAAGAAUAUCACCGGUUCUUCACCGUUACUGACACACGUACACACGAGAAGGGACACACGGAAUAUAAAGUGACAGCAAGGUUUGUGUCCAAGCGUCAUCCGGAAGAUGUGAAGGAAGUGGUCGUGUGGAGGAGGUUCUCAGAGCUGAAGAAGCUCCACGGGGAGUUGGCCUACACACACAGGAACCUGUUCAGACGACAGGAGGAGUUUCCACCGUUUCCCCGUGCACAAGUUUUUGGAAGGUUUGAUGAGGCUGUGAUUGAGGAGAGGAGGAAGGCUGCAGAAGCCAUGCUGCUAUUCACUAUUAGCAUUCCUGCACUCUACAACAGCCCACAACUGAAGGACUUCUUCAGAGGUGGUGAGGUCACAAGGCCCAUGGAUCCCUCCCUUGUAGCCUCCGCUGGGCCUCUGCCUCCCCCUCUCAUCCCCCUCCCCAAGCGGAGAGCCUCAGACUGUGAGCCCGCAGAAGAAGAGGAGGGGAGGGAAGCGCCCACUUUACCCCAGGAUCUGGGCACCAACCUGGGAUUAGAAGUGGGAGAACCGGAGGUGGCAGCUGAAGCCUACAGCGAGAUGGGAGGCUCUCCGAGAGAAGAAGAAGAAGGAGGAGAUGAUUUAAGCGAUACAGAGCUGGAUGACAGAGUCCCGUCCCCCGACCCAUCUCCAGCCAGAACCCACCAAUCACAAGAGUCUCAGGAAGAGUUUGAUUCACUUUUUGACUCUGUGGCAGAAGAGCAUGUCCCAUUCCCAAAGGAGGAAGGUCCACCUCCACUGUCUGAUAAUGACUUGGCUGUCUUUGAUCCCUGCUAUAAACAAGAAAGAUCCAAUUCCUCCAGUGACCACUCAGAAUUGUUCUCACUGCCGUCGACCAAUCUAGAAGGAGACGCGGGUUAUUUGAACCAAGCGGCCACUGAGCUCACAGCUGCCAUGGAGAGAGAGAAGGAGGGAGAAUUUAGUUCUGCCAUACGUGGAUACAGGACGGCGGUGGAUAUACUGAUCACUGGAGUACAGGGUGACCCAGACCCGGCACGCAGGGAGUCUGUGAUGAGAAGGACAGCCCAGUACCUAAAACACACUGAGAUGUUGGUGGACAGGCACGCCUCGCCCACACACACUCACACACCUACCCACACACAUGCACAGGACCCUUAGAUGCACACACACACAUAUAUUUAUACACA